Messenger RNA from Cuscuta campestris, 4561 nucleotides. The record is from the annotation of a GenBank genome assembly. Lineage: Eukaryota; Viridiplantae; Streptophyta; Magnoliopsida; Solanales; Convolvulaceae.
AAGAUCACACAUGACUAUAUUUAGGCUUACACAUUGAGAGAAUUUGAUGAGUCAAAGUGUUUAGAUGAACAGUUCCAAAGGUAAAAAGUGGACGAAUAUAGCAGGAGGGAGGUAGUAGUUGAUAAAUUGAUUGAUAACAGGAGCCUCCACGAGCACAAGUUUAUCUUCAGAAAAAAUGGGUUCUUUGAAGAGCGAGAGUGAAGCUGAGAGGAUCUCUGGAGAAUCAAAUGAAGCUAUCUUAUACGUCAAUGGGAUCAGGCGAAUACUGCGUGAUGGUUUGGCCCACAUGACUCUUCUUGAAUAUCUAAGGGAUAUUGGUCUGACUGGGACAAAGUUAGGUUGUGGUGAAGGUGGUUGUGGGGCAUGCACGGUCAUGGUCUCUUAUUAUGAUUUGAAUUCAAAGAAAUGCUUGCAUCACGCUAUUAAUGCAUGCCUGGCUCCUAUAUAUUCUGUAGAAGGGAUGCAUGUCAUUACAGUAGAAGGAGUUGGGAGUAUCAGAUAUGGCUUGCAUCCAAUACAGGAAUCAUUAGCCCGUGCUCAUGGCUCACAAUGUGGGUUUUGUACUCCUGGUUUCAUUAUAUCCAUGUAUGCACUUCUUAGAUCAUCUCAAGAACUGCCUACUGAAGAGGAAAUUGAAGAAAGCCUCGCGGGCAAUUUAUGUAGAUGCACCGGUUAUAGACCAAUAGUGGAUGCAUUUCGAGUAUUUUCCAAAACUAAUGAUGCCAUAUACACUAGUGGUUUAUCAAAAGGUGAUUCAGAGUUUCUUUGUCCUUCAACAGGUAAGCCAUGCUCUUGUGGUUUGAAAGACGCAAGUGAUGAACAGAACCAUAAACACAUAACUGAUGGUGGUGGCCUGAAACCAAUAUCUUUUAAUGAGAUUGAUGGAACUGCAUACACCAACAAAGAGCUUAUUUUCCCCCCCGAACUUUUAUUAAGAAAAAUGACGUACUUGAGAUUGAGUGGAUCAGAUGGAUUAAAGUGGUAUCGACCCUUGAAACUUCAAGAUGUGUUGGAUCUAAAAGAUAGACACCCAACUGCAAAACUUGUAGUAGGUAAUUCAGAGGUUGGGAUUGAAAUGAGACUUAAAAGAAUAAAGUAUCCUGUUUUGAUCUCUGUUAGUCAUAUUCCUGAACUGAAUCAGUUAACCAUUGAAAACGGUGGCAUAACAAUAGGUGCUGCUGUUAAACUCUCAAAGCUUUUUAAUGUACUAAAAAGGGUUUCUAAUGAGCGAGAUCUGUAUGAAACGUCUUCAUGUAGAGCUCUAAUGGAGCAAAUAAAGUGGUUUGCUGGAACACAAAUCCGAAAUGUUGCAUCUGUUGGAGGGAACAUCUGCACUGCCAGUCCAAUAUCAGACUUAAAUCCUCUUUGGAUGGCUGCUAGAGCAAAACUACAAAUCAUAGACAGCAAGGGAAAUAUCAGAUGGUCCGUAGCUGAAAAUUUCUUCUUGGGUUAUCGCAAAGUGGAUCUGGCAAGCAAUGAAAUAUUGUUAUCUGUGUUUUUGCCAUGGAGUAGACCAUUUGAGUUUGUGAAAGAAUUCAAGCAAGCCCACCGGAGGGAUGAUGAUAUUGCAAUUGUCAAUGCAGGGAUGCGCGUAUUUCUUGAAAGAAUGAAUAAAAAAUGGGUUGUUUUAGAUGCGUCACUUGUGUUUGGCGGGGUUGCUCCUCUUUCUUUUGUUACAUCUAAGACGAGAGAAUUCUUAAUUGGAAAAAGUUGGGACAAAGAGUUACUGCAGGGUGCUUUAGAAACCUUGAAAGAAGAAAUUGUGCUGAAGGAAAAUGCACCGGGUGGAAUGGUUGAAUUUCGCAAAUCUCUAACCCUAAGUUUCUUUUUAAAAUUUUUCUGGUGGGUUUGUCAUCAAAUGAAUGGAGAAAAUUUUGAGAGGGUUCCAUCAUCUCAUAUGUCAGCUAUAGAACCAUUCAACAGACCAUCCUUGAGUGCGAGUCAAGAUUUUGAGAUUAGGAAACAUGGGUCUUCUGUAGGCUCUCCCGAGGUUCAUCUUUCAUCAAGGCUUCAGGUUUCAGGGGAGGCUGAAUAUACUGACGACAUGCCCAUGCCCCCACAUAGUUUGCAUGCUGCACUUAUAUUGAGUAAAAAGCCUCAUGCACGUAUACUUUCAAUAGAUGAUUCAGAGGCCAAGGCCUUUCCUGGAUUUGCUGGAGUAUUUUAUGCCAAAGACGUUCCGUGUAAGAAUAUGAUCGGACCAAUUGUAGAGGAUGAAGAACUUUUUGCAGUGGAAUACGUUACUUGUGUAGGUCAGGUUAUUGGAGUGGUUGUCGCUGAUACUCAUGAAAAUGCAAAACAUGCUGCUGGAAGGGUUCAUGUUGAGUAUGACGAUCUGCCCGCAAUAUUAUCUAUAGAGGAUGCAGUCCAGGCUAAUAGUUUUCAUCCUAACACUGAAAGGUUUUUGAGAAAGGGGGAUGCUGAACAGUGUUUUCAAUCGGGUCAGUGUGAUAGGGUUAUAGAAGGAGAAGUCCAUGUUGGUGGCCAGGAACACUUUUACUUGGAGCCUCAUAGUACUCUAAUAUGGCCAGUGGAUAGUGGCAACGAGGUGCACAUGAUCUCAUCUACACAGGCCCCUCAGAAACAUCAGAAGUAUGUGUCUCAUGUUCUUGGUCUACCAAUGUCUAAAGUGGUUUGUAAGACCAAAAGAAUAGGUGGUGGGUUUGGAGGCAAGGAGACUAGAUCUGCUUUUGUGGCUGCUGUAGUUUCUGUUCCUUCAUACCUUUUGAAUCGUCCAGUAAAAAUUACAUUGGAUCGAGAUGUGGACAUGAUGAUAACUGGGCAGAGGCAUAGCUUCCUUGGAAAGUAUAAGGUAGGUUUUAAGAAUGAUGGAAAGGUGCUUGCAUUAGAUCUUGAACUUUACAACAAUGCUGGAAAUUCACUUGAUCUGUCAUUAGCCAUACUUGAACGGGCUAUGUUCCAUUCAGACAAUGUCUAUGAGAUACCAAAUAUCACAAUUAAUGGAAGAGUUUGCUUCACAAAUUUUCCAAGUAAUACGGCUUUUAGAGGUUUUGGAGGUCCACAGGGAAUGCUUAUCACUGAAAAUUGGAUUGGAAGAGUUGCUGUGGAGGUUAAGAAAACUCCUGAAGAAAUUAGGGAGUUGAAUUUUCAUAGAGAAGGAGCAAUCUUACAUUAUGGUCAAAAGAUUGAACAUUGUACUUUGGGACGUCUCUGGAAUAAAUUGAAGUCAUCAUGUGACUUUGCUAAUGCUUGCAAAGAUGUUGAAAAAUUCAAUCGCAACAAUCGGUGGAAGAAGCGUGGAAUAGCCUUAGUUCCAACCAAAUUCGGGAUAUCCUUCACAACAAAGUUUAUGAAUCAGGCAGGUGCACUUGUUCAAGUCUACACAGAUGGAACAGUAUUAGUUACUCACGGAGGUGUGGAGAUGGGGCAGGGUUUGCACACAAAAGUUGCUCAGAUUGCUGCAUCUUCCUUCGACAUUCCACUCAGUGCAGUUUUUAUAUCUGAUACUAGUACAGACAAGGUUCCAAAUGCAUCACCAACAGCAGCUUCUGCAAGCUCUGAUAUGUAUGGAGCUGCUGUUUUGGAUGCAUGCGAGCAAAUAAAAGCAAGAAUGGAGCCAAUCACAUCAAAGCGUAAUUUCAACUCUUUUGCGGAGCGUGUGACAGCUUGCUAUCUAGAGAGAGUAGACCUCUCUGCUCAUGGAUUUUUCAUUACUCCUGAAAUUGGCUUUGACUGGAAAACUGGUCAAGGAACCCCUUUCAGAUACUUCACCUAUGGGGCUGCAUUUGCUGAAGUUGAAAUUGAUGCAUUAACGGGAGAUUUUCACACUAGCAGAGCAGAUAUUCUCUUGGACCUUGGAUUUUCUCUUAAUCCUGCAAUUGAUGUCGGACAGAUAGAGGGAGCAUUUAUACAAGGUUUGGGCUGGGUGGCCCUAGAAGAGCUCAAAUGGGGGGAUCCGGCCCACAAAUGGAUUCCAUCCGGAUGCCUAUUCACCUGUGGACCCGGAAGCUACAAAAUACCUUCCAUCAAUGAUAUCCCUUUCAAAUUCAAUGUUUCGCUUUUGAAAGAUGCUCCAAAUACAAAGGCCAUCCACUCCUCAAAAGCGGUAGGGGAGCCACCAUUCUUUCUCGCCUCAGCCGUAUUUUUUGCCAUCAGAGACGCCAUUGCAUCAGCAAGGGCAGAAGCAGGCUACAAUGGCUGGUUUUCUUUGGAUAAUCCGGCCACACCAGAGCGGAUCCGCAUGGCUUGUCUGGAUGAGUUCACUAGUUCAUUCGUCAAUGCCGAUUAUAGGCCGAAGCUUAGUGUGUGAUGGGUUGCAACAUGGAUCAUCAUCAUCACCAUCAUCAUUGUCGUCGUCAUCAUCAUCAUCACCGUCAUUGUUGUCAUUGUCAUCAUCAUCAUCUCUGCAGUGUCUGCAGUUGUAUCUACUUGUCAUGAAUAAAGAAAGAAAUGUUCGAGUGCCAAAUGUUUUAGAUUGUACACUAAAUUUAAAAGUUGGUCCGUUUGUGAACAAUACAUUUUUAUUUUAAUGUAAAGGAGAGAAUUUGAGAUACACCUAAACCCCCAUUUGAAGUUGCUAAAAUGAAUGAAAUUUACACUU